This is a messenger RNA of Hymenoscyphus albidus, 1717 nucleotides long. Lineage: Eukaryota; Fungi; Ascomycota; Leotiomycetes; Helotiales; Helotiaceae. The record is from the annotation of a GenBank genome assembly.
CCCAAAUAAAAUUCUAUGUCUUCCCCAAUCCAACAACAACAAUGUCUACUACUCGCCUUACCUUCCUAUACCCUCGCCUCUUCCGCUCAAUUCGCACCUGCGAGCCGACUGCUCAAACCCUCCUUCGAAGACCCCAAUUGCCGUCGCGACAAUGCAUGAAAGCGAGGGGUUUCGCAAAGGCUACCCGAAGGGAGCAGAGGUUUGUGGAGAGGCAUGGGAAAGCGGUUGAGCCUUUCGUGGCAGAUGUAGAGACGGCGGAUGGGGACAAACUGGCUGGAAUCGAUAAGGAGGCAAAAGAGGCAAAAGAAGGUGGGAUUGAGAAGAGUAAAGCUAUGAAUCUGGAUAAGAAAGGGACGACGAACGAGGGGCAAGAGAAAACCACGCCAAUUUCGAAUAUCGCUGCGGAACCACUUUCAGAGGAAACACAAGCUGCUGGAGAGAUACUGAAAGAACAUUUUUCAUUGCCUUUCGAAAAAGUUGUUAGUAAAGAGGCAAAGACGCCAAUUGGACAAAAGACUGAUGCUGGGCCUGGGGAUAUAAAGACACCUACGGAAACGAUUCUUGAGAUGCCACCACCAAAGACUCAUGAGCAGGAAAAUGCAUUAAAGCCACCACAUUUACAGACUCCGCCCUACGUUCACCAUUUUGAUACAUACAGCUUGGUGCAGCAGGUUGAGAAGGGAGGGUUUACGAUGGAUCAGAGUAUUACUGCUAUGAAAGCUGUGAGGGCUCUCCUGGCGAAGAAUCUGGAUGUUGCGAAGGCGGGGUUGGUCAGCAAGAGUGAUGUUGAGAAUGUGAGUUUUGGAAAAGUUACGCCAAUAAUGAGUGUGGGUUAAUUUUGUUGUAGGAAACCUAUCUCUUUCGGGCUGCUUGCUCGGAAUUGAAGACGGAGGUUCAAAAUAACCGAAAGCAAAACGAGGAGUCCAUGCGAAGAGAAAGAACGCUGUUGCAACAUGAAGUUGAUAUCUUGAAUCAGAAACUUACUCAGGAACUGCUGGGUCUGAAAGAUGAUUUGAAAGGUAUGUUUGAUGACCGAAAGAUGGCAGUCAGACAAGAGCAACGCGCAAUGGAAAGUGCUGUAAGUGUUUCCCUGACCCUAAGUAUGAGCGACUCGCUACAAGCAAACUAACUCAGUAACAGAUCCAAGAAAUCAAUUACAAAAUCACCGUCUCACUAAAUAGUGACAGCAAGUCUGAAGUAGAAGGCCUUCGCUGGAUUCUGACGAGAAGAUCCGUGAUUGGCAUUUUGAUCAUGGCUUUCAUGGUCUUGACAUCCUUGCGAUAUGCGAGCUAUAAGUCUCAUGAAGCUGAAGAGAGACGAAAGAAACUUAAGAAGGCUCCUAAGAAGGACGACCAUGUCCCCCGGGAUUUGUCACCUCACAAUGUUGCAGAAAUUCUGACGGCAAAUUAAACCUGGGAUACUGAUCUCAUGGAGGAAUAAUGGGAGGAUAGACAGAGUUCACCCCAAUCAUCCAAGUGACUUCUUUGCGACCAUUAAGGAGGACGAACCGUCAUGUUAGGGAUGCAUAUCUAUCUUGUUGAGGAUCGAAGCGAAAGAGUGGGCGGCCGAUGAUUAAUUACCUUUCAGCCUGGCAUAGACAGACGAAAAACCCGUUGUAGCAACUACAGUCGAUACAUCAAACCCCGAAGACCACAAACUUAUAGACUAGCAAUGUAAAGAUAUUUCAUAAAGGCCGAGAAAAAAGGCUAAGAAUAAC